Messenger RNA from Pomacea canaliculata, 1729 nucleotides. Its product is annotated as metalloprotease mig-17-like. Lineage: Eukaryota; Metazoa; Mollusca; Gastropoda; Architaenioglossa; Ampullariidae. Bases 938 to 1594 code for a protein of 218 amino acids. The record is from RefSeq and is a predicted model, not a curated record. The transcript has 13 exons. Gene Ontology annotation, biological process: proteolysis. Gene Ontology annotation, molecular function: metalloendopeptidase activity.
UGCGUGCAUCAAGUCCUGUAAAGCAGCUGGCUUUGGGCAACUGACGGACAACUCUUUAGUUUCACAGGCUCUCGAACUUCUAUUUUCAUCAACUGUCGAGGAACUGAGCUGACCGUCGAAGGAAUCUAACGAUACAGGUUUAGGAAUAACUUUCAUUUCAGUCUGUUGGCGUAAUCUUUAUAAACAAAACUUUGAGAAAGUUAGGGUCGAGAAGUUUGUGUCCAGAGCAAUCCACAGACCGAGUAUUUCAGCCAUGAGCAAAGUCUUCGGAUGCGUGAUUGUUCUUCUGCUGAGCACUGCUCUCGCCUCUCCGAUUCUGAAAAACUCUCGACGAUGAUGGUGCUAAAGAGCUGGUCAACGUUCAGCUUCUACAUCAUCUCAGCGAUCACCGAGUCAGACGUGAAGCGGGAGUCUCCAGCAUGCCAGACGUUAUCGUGACGCAAUUCCGGUUGUCAGACAAUGACGUUAUUUUGAGACUUCGUCGGGUGUCGUACCCUAGGACCUACACGUUCGGCGACGUGAUUGAGGAGCACACGCAGUCCCCUACGGAGUCCUCUGUGUACGUCGAUCCUUCACGAUCUGCUGCCUUCAUGGUCACAAAGUCGGAAUAUGACGAUUACAUCCUGGAAGGAGAUCUUCAUCACGAAGGAAAACAACUUUAUCUACGUCCAACUCGCAGCAGACGAUCAGCAGAUGAUCACAACGAACAUGCAGUGUCCCCUGUGAUUAACUCCACUGCCAUUGACUUUGGCAUGACUACUUUUACGUUGACGCCAGUAACAACAGCGAUAAUACAGGCAGAACUGAUGAGGGAAGCCACAGAAGGAGACGACAAGCACAAACAACGACAGUGCACACUGUUGAAAUAACUGUCGUCGCCGAUUUCAGAGCUUAUUCCAACUGGAACUCGCAUUCUCCAACGGACACAGUGGGCAAGAUGAGAACAUACUUCACUUACAUUGCAGCCUCGAUGAGCAACAUCUACAAAAAUAUCAACAAAAUAGACAGCAGCAUUGAUGUCGUGCCGCUUAUUACCAAUUUCGUCGUUCUCACGACACCUCAAGCGUCCAGCUUCUCGGAGUCAUUGACGACCAGCUCUGGCUCUAUUCAGGGAAAAGCCUUCCUAGACUCCUUUACAAAAUGGAUUCCAAGACAGACGAGCAUCAAAGCAAGUGACCAUUACAUGGCGUUCACAGGGUCUGAACUUACUUCAGCGGUUGGUGUCGCAAACAUGGCAGCCGCGUGCAGGGGCAGUGUGGCGGUGUCUGUGGUGCAAGACCAAAUGCAGGCUAGUGUGGCCAACACUGCUGCCCACGAGCUCGGACACAGCCUCAGUGCUGCCCACGACGGCGACGCUGGCUGCGACAACGCCAAGCACUACCUCAUGGCGCCCAUGCUUGUCGUACCCCCGAAGGACUCCCCUAAGCAACAUCUUCACCUUCUCCACCUGCAGCAUCAGCUCCAUCAAGCGCUAUUUGAGCAUGCAAACUUGCACACGUCCAGCCGCCACGACGGCCACAGGUGUGUUUGCCCAAGCAGCCAACGGACAGUUCAUCAGCAACCCGGAUCUUCAAUGUCAAAUGGCCCUGAAUAAUGCCCAAAGCCGAGUCUGCCAGCAAAUUAAUAAGGGAGGGAAUUCUUUUUGUUCUGGAAUGCCGUGCAGCAAAUCCAGUAACUACUGUCAGUUUGUUCUUCCUUUUGACGGCACGUCUUGUGGAAAUGGAUUGGU